AUGCCGCCCCAGAUAAAACAGGACCUCAACCGCUCGGGCUGGGAGUCCACCGACUUCCCCUCGGUCUGCGAGCAGUGCCUGCCCGAGAACCCCUACGUCAAGAUGCUCAAGGAGGACUACGCCGCCGAGUGCAAACUGUGCACGCGCCCCUUCACCGUGUUCCAGUGGUCCGCCGACCGCGCCCACGGCCGCAAGAAGCGCACCAACAUCUGCCUGACCUGCGCCCGCCUCAAGAACUGCUGCCAGUGCUGCAUGCUGGACCUGUCCUUCGGCCUGCCCAUCGUCGUGCGCGACGCCGCCCUCAAGAUGGUCGCCCCCGGCCCCCAGUCCGAGAUCAACAGGGAGUUCUUUGCCCAGAACAACGAGAAGGCCAUCGAGGAGGGCAGGGCGGGCGUCGAGGAGUACGAGAAGACGGACGAGAAGGCGCGCGAGCUGCUUAGGAGGCUGGCGCAGAGCAAGCCGUACUUCAGGAAGGGGAGGACCGUCGACGAGGAGGGCAACACGACCGGCGAGAGCUCCAGGCCCGCGACGGGCGGGAACCCUGUUGUCGGGGCUGGCCUCGGGGGCGCAGGUCCGAUCCGGUCGCGCGACUCGAGGGCUGCCGGGGCCAUGGGCGCGAGACCUGGCGGGGGCAGGCCCGGCGGGCCUAGGAAAGGCGCAUUCCCCUCCGCCGCGCAGUUACCACCAGGACCCAACGACUGGAAGCCGCCGGCCGACAAGAACAUCAUGUCGUUGUUUGUCACGGGUGUCGAGGACGACCUGCCCGAGCACAAGAUCCGCGACUUCUUCAAGGCGCACGGCAAGAUCAAGUCCCUGGUGUGCUCGCACAUGUCACACUGCGCCUUCAUCAACUACGAGACCCGCGAGGGUGCGGAGAGGGCCGCGGAGGCGUGCCAGGGCAAGGCCGUCAUCGCCGGGUGCCCGCUGCGGGUGCGGUGGAGCCAGCCAAAGGCUGUUGGGAACAUGAACCGUGAGGAGCGGUCCGAGAUGUUGAGGGAUGGACGGUCAGCGUUUCCACAGAGGAGGCCGCAAGGCGGCCAGAAGGCUGUCGAGGGCGGCAGUGUGUCCGGCGGUGCAGGUGCCAGCGGCGGUCAGCAGGGCGAUCUUUCCGACUUGGCUGUCGCCGCACCGCCUGGCGCGUCCGAUGUCAACUAUGCCAGCCUGUCUGGCAACUGA
Diaporthe batatas is the source of this 1176-nucleotide messenger RNA. RefSeq lists its product as uncharacterized. Gene Ontology annotation, molecular function: pre-mRNA binding; U6 snRNA binding. Bases 1 to 1176 code for a protein of 391 amino acids. NCBI's taxonomy places the organism in Eukaryota, Fungi, Ascomycota, Sordariomycetes, Diaporthales, Diaporthaceae. The record is from RefSeq and is a predicted model, not a curated record. Gene Ontology annotation, cellular component: Prp19 complex; U2-type catalytic step 2 spliceosome; U2-type catalytic step 1 spliceosome. The transcript has a single exon.